UGUGCUUUUCCAUUCACCCUCAUCAAAAUCAACUGUCGUCUAUUUGACGAUCAUGGAAACGAAGAACGUGCCAAGCAAGGAAUCAUCGCCUCCGCCCGAUUAUUCGAAUUACUCAGCGAACGGGGAACGUCGGCUUUCGUUAGCUGACUAUCUCCUCAUCUUAAAACACGUGGGCAGGAAUGAACAGAAGGACAUUGAUCGUGCUGGACGAAGGCGUAUUUCACUAGCGGAAACUAUACCCGAUUGGCCCACCCUGGCCAAACCGGAUCUCAUAGAGAGUGCGGAGAAAGCCCCAACUCCACGGCGACCAUCACUAGCCGAAAUUAUUCCCGACUGGCCGAUUCUUCAACCAUUCAACAGAGAGGAGGUGCCGUUAAAAAUUACCAGCAUAAUAUUUUUUUUUCUUGAUUUUUAAUUUUUCCUUCAUUCUUCCAACUUAAAUAAGCGUA
Daphnia pulicaria is the source of this 449-nucleotide messenger RNA. RefSeq lists its product as uncharacterized. The transcript is spliced from 3 exons. The coding region runs from base 53 to 415 and encodes 120 amino acids. NCBI's taxonomy places the organism in Eukaryota, Metazoa, Arthropoda, Branchiopoda, Diplostraca, Daphniidae. The record is from RefSeq and is a predicted model, not a curated record.